This is a messenger RNA of Nycticebus coucang (slow loris), 3916 nucleotides long. It is a transcript of the gene ZCCHC7, whose product is annotated as zinc finger CCHC-type containing 7. The transcript is spliced from 10 exons. The record is from RefSeq and is a predicted model, not a curated record. Gene Ontology annotation, molecular function: nucleic acid binding; zinc ion binding. NCBI's taxonomy places the organism in Eukaryota, Metazoa, Chordata, Mammalia, Primates, Lorisidae. Bases 778 to 2397 code for a protein of 539 amino acids.
GGACCCCGAGCCGCCUGCGGCCGGGGGACCCAUGCCCACUCUUCCGCCUCGCUCGCCAGGCGCUGGAACUAGCGCGUGCCCCCUGGUCGGCCUCUGCGUCCCCGGUCCGUUCUCUGGUGGCCGGGCGCAGCUCACGGCCCCUCAGCCGCGCGCCGCCCCACAGGGCUCGGCUGUCGGGAUGGGGUGCGCGUCUCACUGCCUCUCUCCAAGGCCCGAGGCCUUGGUUCCAGAGGGGCUGGGCGUUGGUGUCCUCCGUGGGGGUGGUGUUUCUGCCUGUUCUUCUUCCAUGUUUCACGUGGAGGUCCCGCCGCGCCGAAAAGGAGCCUUUGAGGACCCAGAGCUGUCAGAAGCAGCAGCUGUAGCUGUAAAACCAGAAAAAUUUCGGGAGCUGGGCUCCUUCCCUCACGUAAAACGAGGAGACUUGGACUAAAUUUACUAAGAUUCCCUUUAAUCCAUCACAUCCCUUUUUGGCCGGGGCUGAGUUUGAACCCACCACCUCUGGCAUAUAGAGCAGGUGCCCUACUCCUUUGAGCCACAGGCACCACCAAAGUGGCAGUCAUGUUUGAGAAUGAACAGAAACUUUAACCCUAGAGCUAACUUUGUUUCAACUGACACUGUCAAGGCAGCUCAAGAAUAAAUAAGAAAAUUAAGUUGAAAACAAACUACUUAUUGAUCACAUUGAAUUGAAAAUUGGAUUAAAAAUGAAAUUGUGUAUUUAAAUCUGCCUGAGAUGGAUGCCUAUGUCAUCAAGAAGGAACAUCAUUGUUACUGACCUUCAUGAUGUUUGGUGGCUAUGAGACUAUAGAAGCAUAUGAAGAUGACCUUUAUCGUGAAGAGUCAUCUAGUGAAUUGAGUGUUGAUAGUGAGGUGGAAUUUCAACUCUACAGCCAAGUUCAUUAUGCCCAAGAUCUUGGUAACAUCAUCAGGGAGGAAGAAUGUGAAGAAAAGAACCCUGGGAAUUCUGAAUCAUCAACUAGUAAACCAAAUCAGAAGAACUUAAUUGUCCUUUCAGAUAGUGAGGUCAUCCAGCUUUCAGAUGGGUCAGAGGUUAUCACCUUGUCUGAUGAAGAUAGUAUUUAUAAAUAUAAAGGAAAGAAUAUUGGAGUGCAAGCACAAGACAAGGUGCAAGGUCCUUCUGCUUCUGUUCGUUCUAAUGAGUUGGCUGAUGAAGAAUGCAAGAGGGAUAUUGAGAAAACUAAACCUAAAGAGAGAUCAGGUAUAAUCCGAGAGGUCAUGAUUAUAGAGGUCAGUUCAAGUGAAGAGGAAGAGAGCUCUAUUUCGGAAAGUGAUAAUGUGGAAAGCUGGAUGCUGCUGGGAAGUGAAGAAGAUGAUAAAGAUGAUGAUAUCCUUCUCAACCUUGUGGGAUGUGGAGACUCUGUUACUGAAGGAGAAGAUGGUGUGAAUUGGUUCAUCAGUGAAAAAGAUAUUGAGGCCCAGAUAGCUAAUAACAGAUCUCCUAGAAGAUUGGCCCAGCGAUACUACUCAGACUACAAAAACGUUAUCUGUAGAAAUUGUGACAAACGUGGCCAUUUGUCAAAAAACUGCCCCUUACCACAAAAAGUUCGUCCAUGCUUCUUGUGCUCCGAAAGAGGACAUUUACUAUAUUCCUGUCCAGCUGCCCAUUGCAUAAACUGUCCUUUGCCUAAGAAAUUGGGCCACAGAUGUCUUUUCAGAUACUCCUGGUCUAAACAAUGUGACCGAUGUCAUAUGCAAGGCCACUAUACUGAUGCUUGCCCAGAAAUCUGGAGGCAGUAUCACCUAACGACCAAACCUGGACCACCCAUAAAGCCGAAGACCCCUUCCAGACCAUCAGCCUUAGUAUAUUGCUACCUCUGUGCACAGAAAGGCCAUUAUGGACAUGAAUGUACAGAAAAAAAUGAAUAUGAAGAAUAUGUGGUAUCUCCAUUCAUCAGCUACUAUGACGACAAAGAUGAGAUUCAAGAGAGAGAGAAGAGACUAAAACGAGAAAUAAAAGUACUCAAGAAAAAUGGGCACAUUCCAAUGAGUCUCAAGGUACCUUUUAUGGAAACAGCAGAUAAGAACACCUACCAUAAUUGGAGGAAGAGAUAUCUCUUGUGGAAAAACAUUAUGUGGCCUCAAGAAGAUAAAAAAAUGAAGAACAGGAAUAGAGACCAUGAGAAGCAUAGGAGAGGUGAAAGACAUCAUGACGUGGAUGAUGAUUUUCCCAGGGGCCCAAAAACUCACUCUCCUUCUGGCAGAAUUAAAACCCAGAAGGCUCAUAAAUCCUUUCAUCAUUCAUCGAGUAACCAUAAGUCAAGAGAUGACAAGCUUUCCAAAGCAGGGAAGCAGGGCAAGCGAAAGAAAAAAGAGAAAUACUUGGGAAAUGAUAGCAAUGAUAAUUUAUUUCUCAUUAAGCAGAGGAAAAAAAAAUUCUAAGUUGUUAGUCUCUGGUUUGACUUUUCAUUGUUUAUUUGGUCCUCGUGUCUGUAGCAUUCUGGCAGAAUUUUUGUUAUCUAUGAUGAAAUAGAAUGAAUUUUUUUUUUUUAUUCCACCCAAAGUUGCUGAACAAAAACCAUAGAGAUCUCAGUUUUCUUUGUCCAACAGUUUAUUAAGCAAGAAAAUAAAUAAACUUGGAUUUUCCUUGUUCCAAUGUCAUUUUUACUCAGAAUCCUAGGUAUAAGAAUUAUUAAUCUUUCCAAGAAAACUUUAUAAAAAUACUUUGGGGGGGGGAAAAGCUUAUUGAGUGUAAUUCAUCCACAGUAUAUAGAUUCAAUCCUGCAAGGGAGAUAAAUUAACACUAACAAGAAAUUUUCAAUCGUUUUCAGGUUUAAACAUUGGAAAAGACAAUAGCUAUAAAUCUAAAUCCAGCUUUUCUUCUUUCUGAAGCAUUUGUCAGAAUCUUUCUUUAGACAAAACAUCCACAAACUAUAAAAACAAAGGUAUCAUCGUUGAAGCACUGAAAAGGCAGGAAAUUGGGCUUUAGCAAAUACCAAUAAGGAAUCCAUCCAUCUUGUAUAUAUGUCAUAAGACAGACUUCCUAAACAAAUCAAACAGAGUCAUCAAAACUUUUAAUAUCAGCUCGGCACCUGUGACUCAAGCGCCAGCCAUAUACAUCUGAGCUGGCGGGUUUGAAUCCAUGGAGCCCAGGAUUCGAACAAUAAUGACGACUACAACCAAAAAAUAGCCAGGCACUGUUGCAGGCAUCUGUAGUCCCAGCUACUUGGGAGGUCAUGGCAGGAGAAUCGCUUGAGCCCAGGAGUUGGAGGUUGCUGUGAGCUGUGUGAUGCCACAGCACUCUACCCAGGGCGACAGCUUGAGGCUGUCUCAAAAAAAAAAAAAAAAAAAAAACUUUUAAUAUCACAGUGAAGUAGUUUUUUAUCACUUUUGCAGACACAUUUCAUCAACUCAGAUUUAUAGAGAUGAAUAGUACCUAAUUAAAAACUUAGUUUUUAUGAAUUUAACUGUCACAAAACUAUACAGAAUUUUUUGUACUUGUGAACCUUUUGUGCUUAUUAAAGCCUUAUGUUUGAAUAAGAAAAAUAAAAUGUCUGAAAUAGAGUAAAUGUGUCUAUUAUAUAAAAAGACAAUGAGAGUUUGAGUGACAGAGGGCAUAGUUGCGUUGGACAGGUGACAGAAGUUACAACAUCACCGUAAACUGGAGUAAAAAAAUGCCUCUAUUGCCGAAGCACAAGCUCUCUGCCAGAAUAAAACAGUAUGGAGUCAGUUAAAUAGGAUAAUUUUAUAAUAUUGGAUUCUUAAAUUUGUAUUUUAUUCUUUGGAAAGUGUGCAAACUACUGUAUGUCUAGUAGGAAAAGAGAAGGGAGAGGGACAGUUAAUUCCCUCCUUCUGUGUCAACUCUAAUGUAAAUUGCAGGUCCACAAUCUUUAGUCCUCCCUGUUGCCUAGAUUUCAGCUAACUUAAUGGCUUCCUAACAUCAGCUAAAGUUGUUUAACCC